AUGAGCUUUCCUCGCAGGAACAACUUUGGAGAGGAGUGGACUGACGAAGAAAACGCGAGACUCUGGCACUUCCGAAAGAAGUAUCCUGAAAUCACUUGGCUUGAGUUCCAUCAGGGAAACUUCAUUCCGAAUCGAACCUACGACGCAAUAAGAAGGAAGUGGUACGCAAUGACGCAUGAAACCCCGGAAAAGCGAUUCGGGGAAGAGAUCAUGGUCGGACAAAAAAGCAAGAUACCACGAGUUUGCGACAGCGAUGACAUUGAUGCGGAAAGUGACGCAGAAGCUGGCGACAUCAAUCCAAACGGAGAAGUAAACCCAGUGAGUGGACAUGCUAGCAGUGGAUCUUGCUUGUCUUUAACGAACGGCCAGUUCAGUUUCCAUCAAAAGGCCACUGGAGUUCUAGUAUCGACGGAAAAGGAUUCUGCCAUGGGUGUCACAGCACAUAUUCAGAAGACCGAUUCAUCAUUACCUGUUAAGUUCGAGUUGCCUGCAAAUCACCGCCCCUCCGAAAAUCGGCCGCGGCAUCGAAAAAUUGCAAAGACAAAACGUCCAGUCAAAAGCGCAGAUAACCCGUUUCAGCAGUUUCGAAGGAUGUCUCUAUCACCAGAACCGCCCCUGCUCACCGGGCCAGCAAUGCUUAUAAGCCAACGCGCCUGCCAAGCUGAUCAGAAAACCUCAACGACAUAUCUGCCACAGAAACCCCCCAAUGCGCACUUGAACGACCCCGGCCAACAUGAUCCCAGGGCUCCUAUGUGUGCGCCAACCAGAUCGCCAUGGGUACCGAGACAGCUCAUGAAUUGCCAACGGAAGACUUCAUCGCCAUUAUUAUCAGAGCCUGUCUCAUCGCAUUCCCUCCCAGAUAUAUCGCUAAAAGAGGCCAAAACUCAACCUAACAUCUACGAUGGCCCAUCCUUGGACCCGAGAAAACGCAUUGCCCGAAGGAGUGUUGAAUUGCCCGAUCUGACGCCACAAGGCGCGAGAUUGAAGUCCUCUCCGCCGAGUACUGUAACUCCGUCCUUUCCCAACGAGCCCGGGAAUGUCGACUCUACCCUUCAGCCAUACUUAGACCAGGGUUCCACCAGGGUCAGUGUCAUGGAAUUGCUGCAACGGCUUCAGCAUCGACUCGCGACGGAGCACGUCAUGCUAGAAGAUCAGAUAAAGACAAUGGAGGGUAAAGCGAAAGUGACAGAAGAGAGUUACAAGCAGGUUGAAGCAAUGCGCCAUAAACUGGAACAGCCCCAGAAUCUGGUUCUUCCAGAUCUGGUCACUUUGUAUGGGUUUGUGGAGUUGGCAGAGUCAAUGGGACUUUCCCAUGCCCCUCCCAUGAAUCGACCUGAUAGUUCCAUUGAUGCUUCGCAGCCGGAUCGCGUUGUGAAGCAAUCUAUCGAAUCAGAGGAUGAUGCAAAUUGA
Molecule: messenger RNA, 1410 nt
Organism: Aspergillus mulundensis
Lineage: Eukaryota; Fungi; Ascomycota; Eurotiomycetes; Eurotiales; Aspergillaceae
Exons: 3
Coding region: 1-1410 (469 amino acids)
Source: RefSeq, a predicted model, not a curated record